Lepidothrix coronata (blue-crowned manakin) is the source of this 3144-nucleotide messenger RNA. RefSeq names its product adaptor related protein complex 4 beta 1 subunit (gene AP4B1). Bases 1 to 2223 code for a protein of 740 amino acids. The transcript has 10 exons. The record is from RefSeq and is a predicted model, not a curated record. Gene Ontology annotation, cellular component: membrane coat; clathrin adaptor complex. Gene Ontology annotation, molecular function: clathrin binding. Gene Ontology annotation, biological process: vesicle-mediated transport; intracellular protein transport. Lineage: Eukaryota; Metazoa; Chordata; Aves; Passeriformes; Pipridae.
AUGCCGUACCUGGGCGGCGAGGAGGCGCUGCGGGAGCUCCGCCGGGCCCUGUCCAACCCGCACGUGCAGGCGGACCCGGUGCGGUACCGCGCCGCCGUCCUGCGGGUCAUCCGGCUGAUGGCGCAGGGCGCCGACGUGUCGGGGGUGUUCCCGGAGAUGGUGAAGGCGGGCGCGGUGCCGGACGUGGUGCAGAAGAAGCUCGUGUCGCUGUACGUGCGGGCACAGGCCCCGCGGCAGCCGCAGCUGGCGCUGCUCGCCGUCAACUCCCUGCGCAAGGACUGCGCCCACCCGAGCCCGGCCGUGCGGGGGCUCGCCCUGCGAACCAUGUGCGGCCUCAGGAUGCCUGGGAUCCAGGAGUACCUGCAGCAGCCCCUCGUGAACGGGCUGCGGGACAAGGCCUCCUACGUGCGCAGAGCGGCCGUGCUGGGCUGUGCCAAGAUGGUGAAGCUGCAGGGGGACUGCGAAGUGGAUGGUGCACUAGUGAAUGAGCUCUACAGUUUGCUUCGUGACCAGGAUCCUAUUGUGGUUGUGAACUGUCUGAGGGCCUUGGAAGAAAUCUUGAAGAAGGAGGGAGGAGUUGUCAUCAACAAACCCAUUGCCCAUCAUCUCCUCAACAGGAUGCCUGACCUGGAUCAGUGGGGGCAGAGCGAGGUGCUCACCUUCCUGCUGCGCUACAAACCCCGCAGCGAGGAGGAACUCUUCGACAUCCUCAACCUGCUGGAUGGUUACCUCAAAAGCAGCAGCCCCAGCGUGGUGAUGGCAGCCACCAAGCUCUUCCUGGUGCUGGCCAGGGAGUACCCAGAUGUGCAGGCAGAUGUUCUGGUGCGGGUGAAGGGCCCGCUGCUGUCUGCCUGCACCUCGGAGAGCAGGGAGCUCUGCUUCACCGCGCUGUGCCACGUGCGCCAGAUCCUGGGGAGCCUGCCCGGCCACUUCAGCAGCCACUACAAAAAGUUCUUCUGUUCGUACUCAGAGCCCCACUACAUCAAAUGCCUGAAGAUGGAGGUGUUGUGUGAGCUGGUGAACGAUGAGAACGUGCAGCAGGUGCUGGAGGAGCUGAAGGGUUACUGCACUGACGUGUUGGUGGAGCUCGCCCAAGGGGCGAUCUUCGCCAUAGGCAAUAUUGCCAGGACUUACACAGAGCAGUGUGUGGGGAUUCUGACAGAGCUCCUGGGCCUUCAGCAGGAGCACAUCACUUCAGCGGUGGUCCGGGCUUUCCGGGACCUGGCUUGGCUGUGUCCCCAGUGCACAGAUGCCGUGUGCCAGGCACUGCCUGGCUGUGAGGACACCAUCCAGGACAGCGAGGGCAAGCAAGCACUGAUCUGGCUCCUGGGCACGCAUGGGGAGAAGGUCCCGAAUGCUCCCUAUGUUUUGGAGGACUUUGUGGAGAAUGUGAAGUCAGAGAUGUUCCCAGCAGUGAAGAUGGAGCUCCUGACAGCGCUGCUGCGACUGUUCCUGUCCCGUCCCGCCGAGUGUCAGGACAUGCUGGGCAGGCUGCUCUACUACUGCAUAGAGGAGGAGAUGGACAUGGCAGUGCGAGACCGAGGGUUGUUCUACUAUCGCCUUCUGCAGGCUGGGGUGGAAGAAGUGAAACGGGUCCUGUGUAGCCCCAAGUCUGACCCUUCUCUGGGGCUCCUGGGCAACCAAACCAAGCAACCUGUGAAUGCUUGGGCUUGGGAGUUUAACACUCUCAUCCCAGUUUAUGGCAGAGAACGCUGGGCACUCGCCACUGCUCACCAGCCUGUGGAGCCCUCCUACUCUGGUCCUCCUUGUACUGACUCCAGGAGCAGAGACACAGAGUCACUGAUUUCUGAGGGGAAUAAAGAAGUCCUCAAGGUUCAGCCCAGCACAGGCAGCCUGAGCCUGAUUCCUGAUGCUUCCUUGACUGCAGAACAGUUUGAGAAGACCUGGCUGAGCUUGGACACGAGCUGCCACCUCUCCCUGCCCUGGUGUGGGCCUGUCCCUCCAGACACCAUACAGACAGCCCUUCAUGUCGUCCACAUCCAGACUAUAGCCAUGAGCAAAGCGGGUGCCCAGCCCUGGAAAGCUUAUCUGAGUGCUCAGGAUGACACAGGCUGCAUCUUCCUGACAGAGCUCCUGCUCCAGGCGGCAGAUUCAGAGCUGCAGGUGUCUGUGAAGCAGAGUGAGGCAAAGCCAGAGGCACUGCAGAGCUUCAUCUCGGCCUUGAGGACAGUCCUGGAGGCCGUGGCUGGACUGGGGUCCUGACUGGUCCCUGCUCCCAGCAGGAUGCCUGCUCAGGGCACAGGAAAAGUUGAUUUCUCUGGCUUCAUUUGCCAUACCUGAUGCUGGUGUGGUACUUUUAAACUGCGGGAGUGUUGGCAGCCCUUUCCUGGGCCUAGGAAGCACAGUGUGGUGUGGGGGGAGCUGCAGCUGGAGCUGGUGAAGGGUCUGCCCUCCCCCUGGGCUGGGGGAGGGUCAGGGUGGUUCUGGAGUGAGUCACACAACUCAUCAGUGAUGGUCGUCAUGGGACACCAAUGCCAGUGAUGAAACCAGAACUGAGCAGAAUUCAGGGAUGUUCUUUGGAGAGUUUUUUUCCUGAGAAGUAUAAAUAAUUUAAAGAACAGUUCAGAGGCACCAGGACUCUGCUACUUACCUCACAUUGAGAGGAACAGUGCAAUGAAGAGAGGAGUGUUUUAUUCUUGGCUCCCUUUACAUGUGAUUUAGUUUUCUGUCUGAUAGAAGGGUUUUGAUGGGAGCUUCACUUAGGGGUGGACAGAGCUCUGCUGUGUCAGAGAUGGGUAGACAGGGUACAUCCUGCUCACUAGAACCAACAUGUUUCACUUGCAAUAGAAAGAAGCUGAAAUGUGUUACUGAGGUCAUGAAUUGCCUCUUCUGAAGUUCCCCCUCAGCUCCCUGUGCUGUUGCCAUACUGAAGAGACUCCUUGGCACAAGGGUGGUGCACACAGGUGAGGCACAGGUUACUCUGACAGGGCUUUGUGGUACUAUGUAAUGAGCACAGGCUUCUUUAACCCUGUUCUGUAAGAUCUCUUGUCAUUCUGAAUUUCUUUUGUGGCUGCAUUGUACCUUCAAAUCAUAGUAUGCCUUCCAUGCACUUCACUGGAACGCUGCUCUCACUGUUAAACAGCAAGUUUUAGACUUCUGAUUUUCCUAAUAAAAAUGUGAACC